Messenger RNA from Talpa occidentalis (Iberian mole), 1472 nucleotides. It is a transcript of the gene NUDT17, whose product is annotated as nudix hydrolase 17. Gene Ontology annotation, molecular function: NADH pyrophosphatase activity. Gene Ontology annotation, biological process: NAD+ catabolic process; NADP+ catabolic process. The transcript has 8 exons. The record is from RefSeq and is a predicted model, not a curated record. The coding region runs from base 1 to 897 and encodes 298 amino acids. NCBI's taxonomy places the organism in Eukaryota, Metazoa, Chordata, Mammalia, Eulipotyphla, Talpidae. Gene Ontology annotation, cellular component: cytosol.
AUGGCGGCCGCGCGAGUGCUGCUGCUCCAGGGCGCGCGCCUGGGGCCCGUGGGCUUCGCGCGCAGCGUGUGUGGCCGCCUGGGGGCCGCCCCGGGCCCCGGGCCGUGGCCCGCGCACUGCGCCCUGAAGCGGGGGCAGCUCGUCCUGUCGGACCGGCCGUUCCCCGGCGCCUCGGUCAGGCUUCCGCUGCAGCGCCCCCCCUUCUGCCCCUUCGCGGCCCUGGACCCGCAGCCCGCGCGCCCCGCGGCCGAGCUGCCCGGCGCCCGCGGGGUGGACCUGGGCGUGGCCGUCGUCCUCCAAUCCAGCGACCGGACUGUCCUGCUGACCCGAAGGGCCGGCACCCUCCGCGUCUCCCCCAACCUCUGGGUACCCCCAGGUGGGCACGCAGAACCUGAUGAAGAGCUGCUGGAUGGCGGCCUCCGAGAGCUCCGGGAGGAGACUGGGCUGCGGCUGCGCCAGGGCGGGUUCUCCUGGGUCCCUCUGGGGUUAUGGGAGUCUGCCUACCCGCCCAGGCUGAGCUGGGGGCUCCCCAAAUACCAUCAUAUCGUCCUCUAUCUACUUGUGGUCUCCCAGGAGUCCCAGCAGCAACUGCAGGCCCGGAUCCAGCCAAACCCAAGUGAGGUGAGCGCCCUCACGUGGCUGGGACCAGAUGUAGCCGCUGUGGUGGCUGCCUCAGAGGAUGGAACCAAGACUCCUGGGCCAGGCCUCCAGGGCCUGCCACCCUCAGUCCCUGCCGUAGGUGUGGAGGCGGAUGGAGGCACUCGGCCCCUGGCCCUGCCCCUGGGCACACUGCUGCGGACCACGCCAGUCACGGCAGAGGACAACGAGAGGGUCAGCACUGGGACCAAGUUUGCCCUCGGGCUCUGGCUGAAGCAUCUGGGCGGCGUGGCGCUCUGACCAUGUGGAUGAGGAACUCAGUCGGGUCCAGGACCAGGGAAGGAAGAACAGAACACAGACCUUCCCCCAGACCAGGGGCCUGGGAAGCGAAGCGCGUGAUCCCCUCCCUGCCCGCCGCCAUGACGCUCUCAGAACAUUCACAAUCUUUAUUAUGGAUGAGAACGUUGCUACAACUUUGGGAAUAAAAAGUAAAAUUAGAACAUAGGUGCUAGGCUCUGGAAAAGCCUUAAAAAAAGGAGAUUGGAGAGAGCACGAGGGUCCUCCCACCUCCCAGGAAAGGUGCAAAAUGAGCCAAGUCUCACCUCAGGGCCGGGGGCAGCCAAAAGCUCAGGCCCUGGGCUGGUGGGCACAAGGAACAACAUGAACUUAAAUAUAUAAAUAGAGACCCAGGCAAUAGGCCAGGCCCUGCCCCCAAGCCUCGGGGAUCAGGACAAAGGCCUUAUCUCCUCCUCAGUCACACGGGAAGUCAUCUUUGGAGUAUUUUGGUUUUUCUUGUUUAUAUACAAAAAAUCUGCAACCCAAAAUAGAGUUCUCUGUCCAUCUGUCUGCCUGUAUCACUUUGUCCGCCUGUCCGU